Cylas formicarius (sweet potato weevil) is the source of this 1718-nucleotide messenger RNA. It is a transcript of the gene 5PtaseI, whose product is annotated as inositol polyphosphate-5-phosphatase A. The record is from RefSeq and is a predicted model, not a curated record. Gene Ontology annotation, molecular function: inositol-polyphosphate 5-phosphatase activity. The transcript is spliced from 9 exons. Gene Ontology annotation, biological process: phosphatidylinositol dephosphorylation. Bases 287 to 1573 code for a protein of 428 amino acids. Lineage: Eukaryota; Metazoa; Arthropoda; Insecta; Coleoptera; Brentidae.
CCGUUAUAGUAAAACGUUUAUUUUUAGGCUCGUUUCUUGCGGGGGUUGAAAUGUUCCGCCGGUUGCGUUCGAAUCGACCGCCGAAAUCGUAACCAAUAGAAUGCCGAGUUCCCCGUGACGUAGAGCGCGCGCUUAUCGAUCGAGCCUGUGCUUCGAGCGAUGCUUGGCCGCGUGAUCAGUCGUUCGUGAUCUCGAGGAGGCUGAUGUCGGGAGGAAAAGCAGCGAAAUUAUGCGCUCUUCGCGUUUCAGAAUAGGUUAGGUUUCUUUUGGCCGUCUACUUCGGAUUAUGGAGUUGAAGUCCAUCCCAGUGUUGCUGAUAACUGCUAAUGUCGGUUCGCUGUUCGAAGACCCGAAGGCGAUGCUCGACGUUUGGGUGGCGGAACUGCUCGCGACUGUGGGGCGUCUCGACGUCAAAUUCGUCGCUCUCCACUGCCAGGAAAUCGGCGGCAAGGAUUACCGCGAGAACAUGAAAUACGUUUCGGACUUCAUAAAGUUGUUACUCGCCAGCGAGGAACUCCGUCCUUUUGACAGGGCGAGGAUCUUCGUCGACGAGGAAUUCGAUGUGCCCCAGAACUUCACGAGCCUGGCCAGUUUCUACUUCGUCCACGAGUCCCUGGCGUCGGCGUCGCUGUUCGACUUCGACGCCGACGCUUUUACGCCCGUCACCGGCCGACACGUCCACACGGGCGACAUCGAGCUGGUGCCCACCAAGGAGAAGGCCAAGUUUCCCCGCCAUUUUUUCCCUGAGGGUAAAUGGUCUAGGAAAGGGUUUAUGCGCACCAGGUGGUCGCUGGACGGCACCUCCGUCGACCUGGUAAACCUGCACCUCUUCCACGACGCGUCCAACCUCGUUGCCAUGGAAACUCGCCCGUCGGCUUACGCCCGUAACCGCGAGAGGGCGCUACGGUACGUCGUAGAACGGUUCCGCUCCGAUAGCUACGAAGCCACGCCCUGCUUUCUAUUCGGAGACUUCAACUUCCGCGUCGAUACCCGAGGGGUCGUUCGGGAAUUGGAACAAGAGUCGACAACGACGCUCCGCCUGCAAAACAAUAAGAAAGUCGACUCCACGAGGCUGCAGGUCGUUAAGGACGACGGCGACGUAGCAUUAACCGUCGGCAAGAAGCAGUUCAAGAUGGCCGACGAGGAGCGCUGCGAUUGGUUGAAACCGUACGACCUCGAGACUCUAGCUUUCCAGGCGACACUCACCGAGUUCCCAGUGACUUUCAGUCCCUCUUACCCGUUCGAGGAAGACGUCUUCAAACCGAAAUCGUACAUGCCCACCCGUUGCCCGUCUUGGUGCGACCGGAUAUUACUCGGCCACUCGGCCAAAAAGCUAGUCGAUCCACAUGUCGAUGUCCGAUACGACAUGAUCGGUCAAGAAGUUUGCAUGGGAGACCACAAGCCUGUGUACGCGAAACUGGCGAUAAAGACUACCACAGAGGCGUCCGGCGACGAAUUCGGUGCCGUGGCCCCUGAAGAACCCUGCACAAACCCCCAAACACGCUGCAGCCGUUACGUCAGCUUUAAAGACGCCGAAGACGUGACUAAAGUGUUCCUGGAAUCUUCGCUGUGACUCGCACAACUUUUCGCGCGCCGCCACUGGUUGGUGCCGUAAAUCACCCGGACCCGAAUUGUCAAUAAAUGUUUUUUGUUUUGUCCGUUUACUUGAUUUAUACGGGCUUCGACCCCGCGGCGUUACGUCACCGGCCUUCGUUUUA